UUAUUCUGUGUUGCUCUGUGGUUUGUUAGAAAAGCGUCCCAAAUUUUGUAAUUUUUUUAUUUAUUAUUUAUACACAAGGUUUAUACGAAUAUUUUUUAUGACCGGAAGUUCUGUUUAUGUAUAAUGUUUAGGCCAAAAAUUAGCAUGGAUAGAUAGGUUAAAUGCUAUGGAGGAUGUCACCAAACUAACCAAAGAGGAAUUUCUGAAGUUUUUAAAUUGUUCACUUCGUUCAACUAGUACUCAAGAAAUUGUUGUUCCAGGUCCGAGUAAUUCUAUAGUAACCCUCGUGAAACGUUUUGGAAACCAUGGAGCUUGUAAUGUUGUUCUCGACGAAUUCAGUUUGAACAACCAGAUUUUGAGAGUGCCCUUGCCCAAAGUAGAUUUACAAAGCUUGUCAUCUAGACAAGUAGCACUUCGAUUUAGACUUCAAAAAACAGAAACAAAAAGGAAUAAAAGUAAUAGUAUAGUAUCCAGAUUUGGAAGAAAAUUAAAGAAAAGGGAACUUGAAUUUAAUAAUAGCAGUAAAUUGAGGGAAUCUCCUAGAAAUUCUAUUCUUAGUCAAAAGAAUUCUAUAAUAACACGUAGGAGUUCACUUGCCCAAGAAACAAAGUCCUUAGAGACUCCUAGACCAUCUCCAAAGAGAUCAGAUUUAAACAGGAACAUUGGAAAAUAUUCUAAGUUCUUCAAUAAACAACAAACACCUCAAAAUUCCAAGAUUUACAAACCCAAAAUGGAAGUUGCUAAGCCAAUUCUAAGACAAUAUGAGAGAAAGUCUCUUCCAUCUUCAAAAUCUCAGUUUAUAAUUAAAUAUACCCCAAGCGAAUCAACUUAUUAUCUAAAAUUUGGGAUGGUUAAGCAUCCCCAGGAUGGAAAACUUAAAUAUUCCUUUGAUGCUCUAGUCAAGGAUAUAAAGAAUAUGAAACUGCCAUCGCCGACAUGGAAAAUAAAAGUUGUGGUUCGCAGCAACAAAAUAUCAUCGAUUAUCUUCACAAAUAAAUGCGUAUUGGAGAGAACUGUCACGUUUAACGCUAAAAGUGAAUAUUACCUAGUGGUGAUUGAGAAUAAACCAGCUAUACUUUUGGGUUCACCUGGUAUGGUUGUAUGUAUCGAGGACAUUGAGAUUUUACUAAAUAUUAUGCACACCAUAAAUGCUAAAAAUCCUAUGAUUUACUACAAAAAAUAGAUUUUGUGUGAGAAUAAGGUAUUAACAUAACCAGUUUUACUAUCGAAGAGCAUAUAAAAUAUGUUAAUUUAUCAUUAAUUGUAAAAACUUUAUUAAUAAGAAAAAAAUAAAUUUUUGUGAAUAAAAACU
Messenger RNA from Sitophilus oryzae (rice weevil), 1312 nucleotides. RefSeq lists its product as uncharacterized. The record is from RefSeq and is a predicted model, not a curated record. Lineage: Eukaryota; Metazoa; Arthropoda; Insecta; Coleoptera; Curculionidae. The coding region runs from base 167 to 1183 and encodes 338 amino acids. The transcript has 3 exons.